AUGAAGAAUCAACAUCCUAAACUCGUUGUUAUUGCCAUGGGUAUUGAACAUGAAACUUCAUUAAUUAAUUUCUGUCUUGUUGAAAUUUCUCACUGGGAUAAGAAAAGUUUUAUAAAACUUGCUUUUCUCAUGCUGAUAAUUUGUCUUUCCCACGAUUUAAUCUUCAUUCGAAAGAUGUUUCAAUUAGAUGAAUGUGAUAUUGUGAAAUAUUUCCAAUGGAAAACUUAUUCGAUACAUUCUCAUGUUGUAAUGACAUAUGAUUAUCGUUCGAUUUUAUUUGAAGUCACAAGAGUAACUCAAUUUUCAGCAGAUGAAAUACUCAUAGAAUAUAAUGUUGAAUUUAUUGAUUUUUGCAAAACCUUGAAACGCCUUGAAAAUAUUUUUGGAAAAGUUGGCACCAACGUGCUUUGA
Molecule: messenger RNA, 411 nt
Organism: Clunio marinus
Lineage: Eukaryota; Metazoa; Arthropoda; Insecta; Diptera; Chironomidae
Source: the annotation of a GenBank genome assembly